Messenger RNA from Mya arenaria, 1209 nucleotides. Its product is annotated as neuropeptide Y receptor type 1-like. Lineage: Eukaryota; Metazoa; Mollusca; Bivalvia; Myida; Myidae. Gene Ontology annotation, biological process: G protein-coupled receptor signaling pathway. Gene Ontology annotation, molecular function: G protein-coupled receptor activity. The transcript has a single exon. Bases 1 to 1209 code for a protein of 402 amino acids. The record is from RefSeq and is a predicted model, not a curated record. Gene Ontology annotation, cellular component: membrane.
AUGGCAAUCAACUUCGCUGCGCCUAACGACAGCACCACUAUGACGAACUCGACGAAUAGCGAGCUACUGGACAGCCUAAUGGACGAGAUGCGAGCAGCCGUUACACCCGUCUCAGUUUUCGUCGGAAUUGAAAUGGUCAUUGGCUUCUUUGGGAACCUGCUGGUCCUUUACGUAUUCCUGUUCCGCUAUCAUCACUGCAACUUCCGGUAUUUUGUCCUGUGUCUCGCCUGCCUGGACUUUACCAGCACGGUCACGACGAUGCCGGCGGAGAUUUUGUCACAGCAGUUCUGGUACACGUACCCGUUUCCUACCGUCUGUACAAUGAAGUCGUUCUUCAAUAUGUUCACCAUCUCCGGCGAGGCUCUCUGUCUAUUCGUCAUCGCGGUGGACCGUCACCGCAAGGUGUGUUUUCCGCUCGGCUGGCAAGUGCACCCACGGCAGGCACUCGUUCUGUGUUUCUUCAUCUUCGCCACCGCCAUCCUGAUUACCCUGCCCGUGCCGUUCUUAUUUGGAACCCACAACGACGUCAAGCUGUACGCUGGAAGGAACGUCACCGUAAGAGUAUGUGAGAAAGACAUGGCGUACGUCAACUCCAAAAUGCCGUUCAAUUAUGCUUUGUCAGUGCUGGGGAUCCUGGCUACAAGCUUUUUAAUAAUGUUCAUUCUGUAUGUAAAGAUUUUUAGAAAAAUAAGCGGUAAGAAAACGAAUUUCAAACGUGACGCCGGCUUCGUUUCGAACUCUGACACGCCGAGGAAAUGUGAAAAAAGAACAAGCGUAUUCACCAUUAAUGAAGUUGAGAUGCCCGGUACACUGGCUGGUAACACGAGCGACAAUACAAGUGUCGGUUACGCCACCGACAACGAUUCAGCGUGUUCUGACGCCAAGAAAACAGCAGCAGAACCCGUGAAAAGGACGACACGUCACCACAAGAGUAAAAUUCCGGGCUCGGCACGACGUAAAACGUACAUUUCCCUGGUACUGACGGUAGUGUUCUUACUUACCACGGCGCUGUACUUAGUCCUGUUGACCUUCAUCGCUCGAGGUAUUCUGGAAACACUGACGAACAUGCAAAGGGCUUUCUACUUUCUCGGUUUCCGGUUGGUGUUUAUCAACCAUGUUAUUAAUCCGCUCGUGUACGGGUGCCUGGACCCGCAGUUUACUAAAGUACUGAACGACGUCAAGAAAUGCUGUCGCCGCAAGAACACGUAA